UGGACUUCAAUAACAACAAUGGUCAGAAAAACAACACAACAAAAGAAGAGCAUGAGCACUAGCACUAGCAACACUACUACUGCAGACUCAUCAUCAACGUCAACUAUAACCAAACCAUACGGCUACAAGACUUUAAAGUCUAACCCAGCCGAGCAUUAUGAUCACUUUGACUCACCAAUAGGCCCAAUGGAGUUCUUUGCCAAUGACAAGGGUCUGGUACUGAUCACCUUCUUCCCAUUGCACAAGCCCAAUGUCGACUCGAUGAAACCGAAUCUGAUCACAAACCAGUUCAAACAGCAACUGACCGACUACUUCUCUGGUGACCUUCUGGACUUUACUGUGCCAGUGGACUGGGACGCCGGCACAGAGUUCCAACAAAAGGCAUGGAAGGCGCUGUGUGACGUCAAGUUUGGAGAGACAGCGUCAUACUCUGAUGUGGCCAAGGCCAUUGGCAAGGCCAAUGCACCACGCGCUGUCGCAACCGCUUGUAGGCUUAAUAAGUUCCCAUUGAUUGUGCCCUGUCAUCGCAUAGUCUCGUCAAAGGGAGAGGUGGUAGGAUACAUGGGCAAGGGUGGCAUACCCAAGCAACACUUCCUCUACGAUCAUGAGCAAGCUGUACUAAAAGAAGCAAAGUCGAACAACAUCAAGUGCAGUCGCAUCAGCCGCAGAUGC
Messenger RNA from Acytostelium subglobosum LB1, 672 nucleotides. RefSeq lists its product as hypothetical. The annotation marks the transcript as partial. The record is from RefSeq and is a predicted model, not a curated record. The transcript has a single exon. Gene Ontology annotation, biological process: DNA repair. Gene Ontology annotation, molecular function: methylated-DNA-[protein]-cysteine S-methyltransferase activity. Lineage: Eukaryota; Evosea; Eumycetozoa; Acytosteliales; Acytosteliaceae.